This is a messenger RNA of Rhododendron vialii, 2484 nucleotides long. RefSeq names its product endonuclease 4-like. The record is from RefSeq and is a predicted model, not a curated record. NCBI's taxonomy places the organism in Eukaryota, Viridiplantae, Streptophyta, Magnoliopsida, Ericales, Ericaceae. The transcript is spliced from 8 exons. Gene Ontology annotation, molecular function: endonuclease activity; nucleic acid binding. Gene Ontology annotation, biological process: DNA catabolic process. The coding region runs from base 1718 to 2290 and encodes 190 amino acids.
UUCUUGUAUUAAUUGCCCCCUUCAUCACAUAUGAGUUGCUACAUACCUUUGGGCUAUCUUACAUGGACUCUUUUGACUAUAUAAAGAACUUGUGUCGCCAGACACUCAACCCUCGGACACUAAGUGGCGUUAGUAACUUGCUCCCGUUUGGUGGCGGAGGGAGUGUAGGCCUAGUGGGGUGUUCAUGCCCCACUGAAUUCCUUUUUUUAUUAGUUAAACUUUGCAUUUUGCCUUAUAAGUUGUCUUUCAUAACUAUUCUCUUUUUAAUGACCCUAAUAUCCUUUGUAUAUCAUUUCAUUCUCAAAUUUUUAUUUUAAAAAAGGACAAUUCCUCUACACAGGUUAAAUGAGAUGUCUAAUGCAAAUAACAGCCAUCACUUACUAUUUAAAACUCUCUAAUGCACAAUGUGUUGGGUUUUUGCCCAUGUGGUUUUAAUGCAUUGAAAGAAAAAUGGAAAAGUGAUGGUUAGUUGUGUUUUUAAUUGGCUGAAGCAAAUGUCUUUGGAAGUAGUCUUGAGUGGGUAAAAUGCUGGCUGUGUGUUCCAAAGUCCUCAAGUGCAUUUGAUGCUUGGCCUUCAGAAGUUUCUCGGCAGUUCAAGUGUUCUUUCGUUCUUGUCGAUUAGUGCCAUGUCAUGCCUACAUAUUUAAGGGGUUUUGGCCGUGUAGUGUGUGCGAAAAAGAGUCAAUAAAACCAAACUAUUAGUGGAUGUUUUUGGUAGAGAGAAAAUUGUGCGAGUGAGAGAGAGUGAUAAAAAUAUGAGUGAGCUUGAGAGCUUGGGUUGGGGUAUUUCUUAUCCCAUCGUACUCAUACAAUAUUAGUGGAAAUUGUUCUCUCUCCUGUGGAAUAGGCAUUGAGGCCAAACCACGUAACUCUUGUGUGUCUCUUUUGUGCGUGUUUAUUUUUGGUUGCGCUUCCGCUGCGGGUGGAAUUGGAAAUUCCAAAAUUCAAAUGUGGCUCUAAACCAUGGGAUAUAUGCAUUGUACUUUGGGAAUUAUUUACAGUUUUGACAGUAGUCUUGUUUGUUUCUCUCUCGAUAGAACCCACAACACAAUUUGAAUUUGGAGAUUUAGGAAUAGUGUUUGAAAAACAGAUAAUCUUUCUAAUUGGAGCAAGAUUGCUAAAUAUCAACGUGCUCUUAAACUUGAUCCGAUGAGACAGUUCAAGCAAUCGGUUUGUUUUGACAAUUUAUGUGACUAGCUUUCUUAAUAACUAUGGUAACCUUUUAUUAUUAUCAGUAUAAAAGUUUUUUUUAUUGUUCUAGUAUUACUUAUUAAGAUCCUUUUUGGUUUUGAAGCGUGUUUAAAAGGUCCCCCCACUAACACUAAAUCUUGGCUCCAUCAUUGCUUAUGGUUGUUCAGUAUUCAAGGAUAGGAAUAUGGGAUCUGUAUCUAACACUUUAGUUGGGCAUUCAUAUAGCAAGAAUUCUCAUAAUUCGUAUAUACCCUGAAGUAUGCAUAGAACUCCUAUAUUAUGCAUGAAAUGCUCUAGCCUGUAGGUAACAAGUAACACCAUUUAGCCUAAACAAUUAGAAAAAAGUUGGAAUAUGAACACUUUGGCAUGUCACGUAUCCUUGAAAUGAAAGCUAUAUGGAUCAAACACUUCAGACAUGUACCUCCACUUGACACCCCUUUCCGAGUCCAUGUGACAUUGUGUUUGGGAAAGAUAUUCUGAUACAUGGGUGGUUGUGUGUGAUUUGAUUGUUACGAUAUUUCACACAAUGCCAAUCCUCUUACCCUUCUUACGGGCGACUGCCAUAAUUCAGCUGGACAAAAAACCAUGCGUCUCUGGAGCAAUUAACAACUAUACUAUGCAACUUAUGUCAGCUUACGAGGACUCCAAUAUGGAAAGUAAAUACAACUUGACAGAGGCACUUAUGUUUUUAUCACAUUUCAUUGGGGAUAUCCAUCAGCCUCUUCAUGUUGGUUUCACCGAAGAUGAAGGUGGGAACACCGUCACUGUCCGUUGGUAUCGGAGGAAGACCAAUUUACACCAUGAUGGUUGGUCCAAUGACAUCUUACCUUGGGAGAGUUGCUCACUUGAUCAGACAGCGUGUCCAGACCCAUAUGCAUCUGAAAGCAUUAAUUUGGCCUGCAAGUUUGCCUACAGAAAUGCCACACCAGGAAGCACUUUAGAAGAUGAUUACUUCCUCUCUCGGCUGGCUGUUGUGGAGAAGAGGCUAGCUCAAGGUGGGCUUCGCUUGGCUGCAACCCUUAACCCUUAUCCUGGGUCUGGAAUGGUCUGGAACUGUCGAGGCCGUCGGGAGGAACGUCACUCGGUGGAAAAUCGGUGACCAGGUAUGUGCUCUUCUUAGUGGAGGAGGGUAUGCUGAGAAUGUGGCUGUACCCACUGGACAAGUUCUUCCUGUUCCAGCUGGUGUUUCUCUAAAAGAUGCUGCUAGUUUCCCUGAAGUGGUGUGCACUGUUUGGUCAACCGUGUUCAUGAUGAGCAGGCUAUCUGCUGGAGAAACAUUCCUGAUACACGGGA